UUCAUUUGUUUGUUUGUUUGAUUUUGUUGGCAGGAGAAAUCCUCCGACCAGUUAGUUUCUGCACUUCGUUGAGGUCGGCAAGAGGUUUCAUCUCCUAGAUAGCUCAGAUCUAUCUGGAUUGAGACCGUGUAUCCUAGGAAUUUGCCACUCCGGACUUCAAACACACAUUUAGCCAAAUUCAAUUUGAUGUGGUGCUUCCUCAGCAUGUUGAAUGUCACAACUAGGAAACUCAGUCAUAUUGCGUUACGUAAUUCGAGGAGGGCUUACUACACCCAGCGCAAGUACGCCAUAUGGCCCAUGGCUCAAAGCCCUAGUACCAACUAGGAACAGGCCUAAUGCACGACCUCCAUUAGGGGUCGCGGCACAUGUGCCACAUCAUCAAAUCGAAGAACUAGGGAGGAAGAAAGACCCGGCCAUAUUUGUGGAUUUUGCUAACUCUAGCUGGAGGGGCAUGCAGGACCUGCAGGGAGGAUUGAUGGCGGAGAACGCGGGGCAAACGUUGAGGAACAUCGGGCUAUGGCCUGAUGUUAGCAAUAAGGAAACCAAGGCUUGAAGGAAUCAUCUAACUUACAACAGCGGUUGGGGCAAGCGGCGGAAGUUGAGAGUACAAGUAUUGGUUAGGCAAAAUUGUCAAGUUCAUGUUUUUGGCUUUGGUCUGAUAUUUUUGUGGUACGUUGGUGUUUUUAUUUGCAAUACAAAUUUGAGCUU
Messenger RNA from Sesamum indicum (sesame), 708 nucleotides. NCBI's taxonomy places the organism in Eukaryota, Viridiplantae, Streptophyta, Magnoliopsida, Lamiales, Pedaliaceae. The record is from RefSeq and is a predicted model, not a curated record.